GCACUCUACUGACUGUCCCGCUCCCUGGUAACGUUCAUAGUGCUCCUCUAUCAGUCCCCAGUCACAGGUGUUGUGUACGGUGCUCCACACAGGUGUUGUGUACGGUGCUCCACACAAGUGUUGUGUACGUUGCUCUAUACAGAGAAAAUGGUAUCGUGGGUGUCCCUGAACCAGGGAAUCAUGUGGAACAUGCGCCCCUGCUCGUCGUCCCUGAGCCCUCCAGUCACUCCUCAACACGACUCGCUCAAGCAGGGCCUCUACCUCCUCCUCUGUGACCAAAACUCGACUAUAUACAUCUUGUCCAAAGCUAGAGGCGAGGGUUGGCUGGGGACGCACAUCUGGCUGCUGGCUGGCCUUGAUCGCUCCCUCGUCUCCGCCUUACCACAGUUUUAUGUUCCAAUAGACUCCACUGUGGCGGAGGUGAAGUUUGCUACCAUAGACGUAUUCCACAUACACGAGCUUUGGUCACCAGGACACAAGAUAGGCCUGAAACAAUCCCAUCUGGCCACUUGGCGCGCCUGCCCAAUGUCCAGGAAGGUGAUCCUUGAAGCAGGUGACCAAGGAGAGUGGGCAGAGCAAGAGCCAGAGACCACGGGUGGAGGGUCGGCCAGUACUAGUACACCCGACCUUGAGGAAGUUGAUCACACAGAGUGGAUAGAGCAACAGGAGCCGGGGACCACAGCGAGGAGGCUCGUCUGGUCUAGCAUACCUAAAUAUGAACGAAGAAGAGAUCUUAGCGGCGUCCACUUCAUCGUCACUUCUAUUAACGACUCGCGGGCCCAUAGAACCCGCUACAGCCUCGACCUUGGCAGAGACGUCUUCAGCGGCUUCUUCGGAGAUGUGUGGGAACUCCUGAAAGACGAAAUGAACUUCACGUAUUCAACGUGAAAUUAAUACUCUGGCGGCCUGGUGGCUAACGCUCUCGCUUCACACGGUGAGGGCCUGGGUUCGAUUCCCAGCCAGAGUAGAAACAUUGGACCUGUUUCUUUCCACCUGUUGUCUAUGUUCCCCAUCAGUAAAAUGGGUACCUGGGUGUUAGUCGACUGGUGUGGGUCGCAUCCCGGGAUACUGACCUAAUUUGCCCGAAAUGCAGAGCAUAACAAGGGAGUUUCUAUAUAGUAGUAUGUCAUUGUUGUCAGCUAGGACUGUAUACCAUGUACAUGUACUUGUAGUAAAUAAAGAUAUUAUUAUUAUAAAAAUAUAAUUUUAAUUUAAAUUUUUUAUUAAUAGUAAUGAACAAUAUUCGCUUAUGAAAUUUGAUUGUGGGUAAAAGUGAGUCAUUAGGCUCAGAAAACAUCGCCUGUAAACCAAUAACAUGAAUAUUAUGAUAAUUAAAAUAGAGACGACA
This is a messenger RNA of Cherax quadricarinatus, 1348 nucleotides long. The record is from RefSeq and is a predicted model, not a curated record. Lineage: Eukaryota; Metazoa; Arthropoda; Malacostraca; Decapoda; Parastacidae.